AUGGGACUGGAUACCAUAGGCUUCGUGGCAAACAUGUCAAGCUUGGUCCUCUAUUUCUCAUUUGUGAUGCACUUUGAUCUGUCUGGUUCUGCAACUACCACCACAAACUACUUAGGUACUGCCUUCUUGCUUACGAUCGUUGGAGGAUUCAUCUCUGAUACGUACAUGAAUCGCCUCAGCACUUGCCUACUCUUUGGCGCAAUAGAAUUGUUGGGAUACUUGUUGCUCAUUGUUCAAUCUCAUUAUCAUAAGCUCCAACCUGAACCUUGUGAUGAGUCUAGGUGUGUUCAUGGUACUAAAGCACUACUCCUUUACGCUUCUAUAUACUUGGUGGCACUGGGAAGUGGUGGAAUCAGAGGAGCAUUGCCUGCUCUAGGUGCCGAUCAGUUCAAUCACGACAACCCCAAGGAACGCAAGAACAUAGCCAGCUUCUUCAAUUGGUUUUUGCUUAGCCUAACCAUUGGCGCUUCAAUUGCGGUCACAUUAGUAGUGUGGGUAAGCACAAAUGUGGGAUGGGACAAGGGCUUCAUCAUCUCCAUGGUUUGUGCUUUUCUUGGUCUAUGUUCUGUUUCAGUUGGAAAGCCAUUUUAUCGUGUUCGAGUGCCAGGAGAAAGUGCCUUAUUAAGCAUUUCACAGGUUUUGGUGGUGACUGUAAGGAACUUGAAGGUACGGCUGCCCCCAAACUCGAGUGACUUGUACGAGAUACAUGACCCCGAGUCUGCAUCAAACAGAGAACGCAUUCCUCAUACAAACCAGUUUAGGCUACUAGACAAAGCUGCUGUUCUUCCUGAGGGCACCAAGCCUGGGAAAUGGAGAGUUUGCACAGUGACUCGAGUAGAAGAAGUAAAGAUCCUAGCGAGGAUGAUGCCCAUCCUUUUGAGCACUAUCCUCAUCAACACAUGCCUAGCCCAGUUGCAGACCUUUACAGUCCAACAAGGGACCAUCAUGAACACUAGCCUCCGUGGUUUUAAUGUCCCACCUGCCUCAAUUCCCGUGAUUCCUCUGGUGAUCAUGUCGCUUCUCAUACCUGUAUACGAAUUCGCCUUUGUUCCUCUUGCGAGGAAACUAACAGGUCACCCAAAUGGCAUAACCCACCUCCAGAGGGUCGGAGUGGGGCUAGUUCUCUCCGCCAUCUCAAUGGGCGUGGCAGGGAUCGUUGAGGUGAAGAGAAGGAAUGAACUUGUCCACAACAAUCACCGGAUCAGCCUCUUCUGGCUUGCUAUCCAGUAUGCAAUAUUUGGGAUGGCAGACAUGUUCACCUUGGUUGGGCUAUGGGACUUCUUUUACAGUGAGGCUCCUCCUGGCAUGAGGUCUCUCUCCACUUCUUUCUCAUUUGUCUCCGUAUCCAUUGGUUACUACCUGAGCACUGUCUUUGUCGAGCUCAUUAACUCGGUAACUGCUAAAGUCACUUUGAGCAAGAGAGGAUGGCUCGGAGGGCACGACAUAAACAAGAAUCAUGUUGAGUUCUACUACUGGUUUUUGGCAGUUCUCAGUGUGCUGAACUUUGCAAAUUAUGUAUUCUGGGCGAAAUGGUACAAGUACAAGAAUAAUGCCCCAAUUGACGAACAUAGGCUGCUGAUUAAAGAUUCCCAGGAUGAAUCAUUAUCUAUUUCAGGUGUGAGCAUUAUGAAUUUUAACUCUAAACAACAAGAACUCCCUAUUGGCCAAGAAGAAAUGAAAAAUGAGACUAACUGAAGUUCCUAAGAUCUCUAUGUAAGGGCUAGAGUCCAAUGUUGAGAAGUUGAUGACUCCAAUAUUAGUUUUACAGGUGAGUACAUAUAUGCCUAAAAGUUGUGUUUGGUGGGAAGCAUAUGAGAUCAUAUCCUAUACUAUAGCAUUUAUGUGUAUUUUCAAAUGAACUUGGGAAUUGCCAUAAUAGACUAGUAUGAAUCAAUUUAAAUAUCAGAAUAUCUAUUUCAA
Molecule: messenger RNA, 1920 nt
Organism: Cornus florida
Lineage: Eukaryota; Viridiplantae; Streptophyta; Magnoliopsida; Cornales; Cornaceae
Product: protein NRT1/ PTR FAMILY 4.5-like
Exons: 4
Coding region: 1-1695 (564 amino acids)
Biological process (GO): transmembrane transport
Cellular component (GO): membrane
Molecular function (GO): transmembrane transporter activity
Source: RefSeq, a predicted model, not a curated record